Molecule: messenger RNA, 1020 nt
Organism: Geodia barretti
Lineage: Eukaryota; Metazoa; Porifera; Demospongiae; Tetractinellida; Geodiidae
Source: the annotation of a GenBank genome assembly
AUGAAAACAGCAGUUAGCAUCAUUGACGAUGCGUUUUACAUCAAUGGAGAAAUUACCUAUCCGGGACGUUUCUACCAAGGGAAUAAAGUUGAGGGGUUGCUUCUCAACACCCGUAUGGUGCAAGGCAUCUUUGAUGAUCGGAACCCCGAAACGAUACAUCUCUGGGAAUAUCCAGAUACAGGUGAAUGGGACCCAGAGCGCAAUACGCGUGAAUUUCUAUCAGCGAUGCCGACAUGGCGCGCACACGGUGUGCUGGCGUUCACUCUUAACCUCCAAGGCGGCAGUCCCGAGGGCUACUCCAAAGCGCAACCGUGGCACAACUCCGGGAUAGAAGCCGAUGGUAGUCUCAAUGCAGAUUAUCUAUCACGGCUUGAACGUAUCAUCGACUUCGCUGGCGCACUCGGCAUGGUUGUUAUCCUCGGCUAUUUCUACUUUGGACAGGACCAACGGAUCACUGACGAAAACGCUGUCAAAAAAGCCGUGGAUAACGCAACAGGUUGGCUCUUCGACAAAGGGUAUACCAAUGUUAUCAUUGAGGUUAACAACGAGUGCAACGUGAGAUACUCACAUGAAAUUCUGCAGCCUGAGCGGGUGCAUGAAUUGAUUGAGCGCGUGAAAGCGACGACACACAAUGGCAAUAGAUUCCUCGUCGGAACCAGUUACGGCGGAGGUAGAGUGCCGUUGGAGAAUGUCGUCCGUUCCUCCGAUUUUCUGCUUAUCCAUGGAAACGGCGUGAGCGAUCCAAACCGCAUCAUUGAGAUGGUCCAACAGACGCGUGAGGUGCCGGGCUACCGUCCGAUACCAAUCCUUUUCAAUGAAGACGACCAUUUCGAUUUCGAUAAACCCCUCAAUAACUUCGUUGCUGCCGUGAGCCAAUAUGCUUCAUGGGGCUACUUCGAUCCGGGUGAAAAUGACUAUUGCAACGGUUACCAAUCCGUGCCAGUGCAAUGGCAACUUAACACCCCGCGCAAACGCACCUUUUUUCAGAAGGCUCGCGACAUUACUGGCUGCCAUUCUUGA